Molecule: messenger RNA, 2145 nt
Organism: Chanos chanos (milkfish)
Lineage: Eukaryota; Metazoa; Chordata; Actinopteri; Gonorynchiformes; Chanidae
Product: forkhead box protein O3-like
Exons: 2
Coding region: 1-2145 (714 amino acids)
Biological process (GO): regulation of transcription by RNA polymerase II
Cellular component (GO): nucleus
Molecular function (GO): RNA polymerase II cis-regulatory region sequence-specific DNA binding; DNA-binding transcription factor activity, RNA polymerase II-specific
Source: RefSeq, a predicted model, not a curated record
AUGAUGAUGAUGGAGGACGACGAACUGGAGACGCAUCAGGUUGAAAUCGACCCGGAUUUCGAGCCACAAAGCCGGCCUCGCUCUUGUACCUGGCCACUACCGUGUCCAGAAGAUUUUCCGGUGGGGCCGGAGAUGAAUGGAGGUCUGCCGCUGUCCAGCAUAAAGGUGGAACCGGAUAAUGUCCCGUCUUGUAGAGCGGGUAGAAGGGGGGUCGCACCUACAGAGCUUAAGCAUCCAGCGGGAGCACCGGCUCCUACUGCACCGACGCUCCCUUGUUUGGCUGGGGCUGCGCUCGACGUCGCCGGUCAGCUACGCAAAGCCAAGUCUUCCCGGCGGAACGCAUGGGGAAACCAGUCAUACGCAGACCUCAUUACUCGUGCAAUCGAGAGCACCCCUGAAAAAAGACUCACGUUGUCACAGAUAUACGACUGGAUGGUGCGCUAUGUUCCUUAUUUCAAGGAUAAAGGAGACAGUAACAGCUCGGCUGGAUGGAAGAAUUCCAUCCGCCACAACCUGUCCCUGCACACCCGUUUCAUCCGUGUGCAGAAUGAGGGCACGGGCAAAAGCUCCUGGUGGAUGCUGAACCCUGAGGGAGGGAAGGCAGGGAAGGCUCCGAGGCGACGUGCUGUAUCCAUGGACAACAACACCAAGUAUCUGAAAAGCAAAGGACGGGUGAGCCGCAAGAAGAUAAUUGGACGAGCAGGGAUUGGGACAGGGACAAGGGUGGGGCUUCACAGCUCUCCAGAACAAGGCAGCCCCACAGGCAAGCCGGUGACGGGUGGGGGAGGGGUGGGGGAGGAGUUUGAGGCGUGGACGGACCUCCACUCACGUGCGAGCUCCUCAGCUUCCACCCUCAGCGGCCGACUGUCGCCCAUCCUGGCCGAGGGUGAGAUAGAGGACACGGAGGAAGGAAGGCUGUCCUGCUCCACGUCCCCGCGCCUCUACCCCAGCCCCUCUAGCGCCCGCUCUCCUGCAGCCCACUGCCCUAGCGUGGAGCUGCCUCAGCUGGCUGACUUUACUGGGGCCAUUAGCCUGGAUGAGGGCUACCACCAUCACCAGACUCCCCGCCAUAAGCACCCUGCCUUUCACUUCAGCACUGGGGUGAAAGCCCAAGGUUCUUACUGUGGGCCAGUGUAUGGUCAGUCAAUGUUGCGCCACCAUUCCCCCAUGCAGACUAUCCAGGAGAACAAGGCAUCCAGUUUCUCCGGUGGCAUGCAGCCCUACGCGGGUACCAACGCCCUGCAGAGCCUGCUUACCGGGGGACCCCAGUUCUGUGCCAAGGACAUGAUGCUAGGGCAGGAGCGAGAUACACAUUCCAUGAUGGUCACAUCCAGCAAUGGAGUGGCCACCAGCAGCCACCACCAUGGCCACAGUUCAGGGCACAAUCACAAUAACGCUCACAAUCACAGCCAUAAUCCUCCUCACAACCACAAUGGUACUCACAGUCAACCACACAACCACAAUCCUGCUCACAGCCACAACGGAACACAGAACCACAGCCAAUCACUCAGCCAUAACCCAGCUCAUAACCCUGGCACCAACACCUCAGCUCACACUCACAAUAUCAGUCACAAUCUGGGACAGAAUCAUCGUGCCCGAGCCACAGCCCUUCCCUCGCGGGCCAGUGCCGGCCACAUGCAGCCCUACAACCAUAAGGCUCCUUACCUGUACAGUCCCACAGCUCACGCGCACCUCCCUGCCUCAACUACGCUGCCCCCCAACCCUGCCGGCAUGCAGGGCAUCCCUCAGGACUCCUGCCAUCUAGCCACCGCCCCCCACCCACACCCUCGUCACAAUGCUUACCCUAGCCCGCAUCAACAAGGCAUGUCCGAUGGAGCCUACCAUCAACCUCAGGGCAUGGGGGGAGGAGGGGGAGGGGGGAGCAGUUACCAUGGUUAUCAUCAUCCCCACCACCCUUACCCUCACGAGCGGCUGCCAGCCGACCUGGACUUGGACAUCUUCCACGGGAGCCUCGACUGCGACGUGGAGUCCAUUCUUCUCAACGACAUCAUGGACUCCGGGGAGGAGAUGGAUUUUAACUUUGACUGCUCGCUGGCGCAGGGCGUGGGCAUGGGUAUGGGAGUGGGCAUGGGUCUAAUGGGUCCUCAGCAGAGCCACAGUAACCAGAGCUGGGUGCCAGGCUGA